Molecule: messenger RNA, 3819 nt
Organism: Leucoraja erinaceus (little skate)
Lineage: Eukaryota; Metazoa; Chordata; Chondrichthyes; Rajiformes; Rajidae
Gene: fkrp
Product: fukutin related protein
Exons: 2
Coding region: 473-1978 (501 amino acids)
Biological process (GO): protein O-linked glycosylation via mannose
Cellular component (GO): Golgi apparatus
Source: RefSeq, a predicted model, not a curated record
AAUAAUAAUAAUAAUAAUAGGCACCGUGUGUGGUAGAUGCCCUCCAAGGAAAUUUAAAAAACUUAGCAAUGGUGGCAAUGCAUUGGUGCAUUAAUUGCAAGUUUUAAUGGGAAUAAAGUGUUAGUAAUUCCAAUUAUUCUUUACUUGGAGGACCUUUGGCUAAUGACAUAACCACAGGCCGCCAUCUUUAAAUCCAAGAUGGCGGCGCACCGGCGACCCUCCGCAACAAUAGAAGCCACAAUAAACUUCAGCGAUUCCUCGGCAAAAAACACAUUUUCGAGCAGCGGUUUCCUCAUAGAUCGGCGUGUUUGGAGAUCCAAUCAAGACGGUCCAUUCCUGAUGAAUUAAUUGCACAUGUAAGUUGACCAAGAAUUUAGAUCCUGAGACAUUUGUUACCUGUUCUGAUGUCAAAAGGCCACAAGGAAUUAAUUCAGAAGAGCAGCUAUUGAAUGCCAACACCACAAGCAGCACAAUGAGGAUUAGUUUAUGCCAGAUACUGCUGACUGGGGCAAUAUUGAUUAAUCUGGUGGUUCUUUACUAUGUCUCAAGAACCCAACAGCAAAUGCUGAAGCACAAAGAACCAGGAAAGGCUGCGUCGCGGAGGUCAUCGGUUUCGCGAGUCGCUGGAAUCACCGUGUUGAUAAGAGAGUUUGAAGACUUUGAGAACUGGGUGGUGGGAGUUGUGAAGUCCUUCAUGAAGGUACGGCCAGAUCAGCCCAUCGUGGUGGUGGCUGACAAACUGCCCUACCCGCCGCUGGGCCUGCCCAACAAGCGGACCGUUCAGACAAUCCUGUUGAAGGGAUCUCCCGAUCAGCCACACUAUGUCACCAGGCCCGAAUUCUACAUCAAGACUGAGUACACCCUUUUGGUGCCAGAUGGAAUACAGCUGGACUCAACGCAGCAAGUCGAUCGCCUUCUUCAGGAAUUCGAGGCCAACAAAGACAAGGCCCGGAUGGUCGCAGCUCCUGUUCAGCCUUCUGGAAUGUUCCAGUGUCUAAACCUGCGGGUUAACCUGAAGGAGUGGAGUGCAGUUUACAGCCUCUCUGGCGGUCAGCUUUGCGAUGCCAUUGCAGGAGACGCUGUGGUUCUUCUUCGGACGGAAGACUUGUUCAACCUCUCCCAGGCUAUGGUGAGGCCGCUCGCCACCUCCCUCUUCAUCCAGUCCUCGCUGCACGGCUGGAGGGUGAAGGCGGCGGAGAGCGUGGUCUUCUCCUCGUACCCCCGCUCUCUCUACAUGUCGGCCCACAACCAGUGGAAGGCCGACAACCACGUGAAAGCCAGGCUGGCUCACCUCUUCGAAGUGUUUGGCGUGAAGCGCGUGGUCCAGGCCGACGGGAAGGAGCAGUGGUACGGAUGCACCAAGGACACACCCCGCUGCUUUGGCACCGUGCAUGAUGACACGCCGGAGUACCUAUACCUGAACAGGUGGACUCCUCCUUGCUGCCUUAGAGCCUUGCGCGAGACAGCUAGGUACGUCAUGAAGAUCUUGGAGUCCUCGGACGUCCGCUACUGGAUGGAGGGCGGCACGCUCCUGGGAGCGGCGCGCCAACAGGACAUCAUUGCCUGGGACUACGACGUGGAUCUGGGCAUCUACUUGGAAGACGUGGACAAGUGCGACUUGCUGCGGAGUCUGGACUCUGGCUCGGUUGUCGACGAGAACGGCUACGUGUGGGAGAAGGCGGUGGAAGGGGAAUUCUACAGAGUGCAGUACAGCGAAAGCAACCACCUCCAUGUUGACCUGUGGCCCUUCUACUCCAGAGAAGGGAUCAUGACCAAGAACUCCUGGCUGGACCACAAACAGGACGUCGAGUUCCCCGAGCACUUUCUGAAGCCGCUGGUGCCCAUGCAGUUUGCCGGGGUGACUGCUUAUGCGCCUAACAAUCACCGACGCUUCCUAGAGUUGAAAUUUGGUGAAGGGGUCAUUGAAAACCCAGAGUACCCAAAUCCUGCAAAGAAAAAGUUGGUGAAGACGGACUAAGUGGAGGAUAUUGGUUAUUUCAGAAGGAGAUGUGGGCCCGUUACACUUAGACCAGGGGUUCCCAACCUUGUUCGUCCCGUUUACCCCUGGCAACUUUAAUAGCACAUAACAAUAUUAGUUCACUUAUUUAUGAACAACUAAUGGUGAACAGAUACCAGUACAAAGACUGACUUUGGUGCCUUCCCACACAGUGGGGAACUUUGAUUCUGCUGUGUGGGGAUGUUUUAUGUCAAACCCUAUAGUGUGUUGUGUCCUGUUGAUUUUUAUUGUAUGGCUGUAUGGAAAUUCAUUUCACUGUGCCAUCAGGCACACGUGACAAUUAAAUCUAUCUUGAAUCUUGUAUACCAGAACCAAACACAGUCAGUUAAUAAGAAUAAAUAUCUACAAAUCCACAAUCAACAAAUUUACCCCCUGGUAGGCGAAAUUUACCCCUGGGGGGGUAAAUGUACCCCAGGUUGGGAACCCUUGACUUAGGGGCUCCCUAUGUUAGAGUAGUUUAGUUUAGUUCAUAAGUUAUAGCAGCAGAAUUAGGUUAUUUGGUCCAUCCAGUCUAGAUCAGCCAUUGAAUCAUGGCUGAUCUAAUCUUCCCUCUCAACCCCAUUCUCCAGCCUUCUCCCCAUUACCCCUGACACCCGUACUAAUCAAGAAUCUGUCUAUCUCUGCCUUAAAAAUAUCCACUGACUUGGCCUCUACAUCCAAAUGUGGCAAUGAAUUCCACAGAUUUACCACCCUCUGCUUAAAGAAAUUUCUCCUCAUCUUUCUAAAGAUACGUCCUUUUAUUUAGUUUAGUUUAUUGUCAUGCCUACCGAGGUACAGUGAAAAGCCUUAGUUGCAUGCUAACUAGGAAAGUUAGCUAACUAAACUAAACCACUCGUUACAUCUGGAGAAGUACUAUUGAUAAGUGCUAUUGCAAAGUAACGCGAUAUCCCACGUGUGUAAGAAGGAAGGGCAGAUGCUGGUUUACACUGAAGAUAAACACAAUGUGCUGGAGUAACUCAGCGGGUCAGGCAGCAUCUCUGGAGAAAAGAAUAGGUGACGUUUCGGGACUAAAGAAAGGUCUGGACCCAAACGUCACCUAUUCCUUUGCUCUGGAGAUGCUGCCUGACCCGCUGAGUUACUGCAGCAUUUUGUAUCCAUCUCUCGGUGAUACCCCACAUAUUUGUUUCUUCAUAUGUGUUUACUAGGGAGCAUUAGCAUGAACACUGUCUGCCCCUCUCUAUGUAUAAAUGCAGAGAGUCAGAGUGAGUUGUUAGAACACGUUGUGGAUUUGAACCUAGUCUUAUCCUUUCCCUCUGUCGGUCGCCCGCGUGCAUGCCUUUCCCAACAAGAAUUGCUGCAUCUCCACAGAAGCACCAACCCUGAAAGCUCUGUCCCACGGUACGAGUUCAUUCCAAGAGCUCUCCCGAGUUUGCCCUGAUUCGAACUCGGAGAUUUACGGUAAUGGCCACUCGUCGGUACUCGGGGCUCUCGUGGACAUUUUUCAACAUGUUGAAAAAUCUUCACGAGUCUUCCCGUGCUUACCUGCCGUUAGCGAGUCUUCCCGAGUACCUGCCAUUAGCGUUACGAGCCGGCAAGAGACGUCCCCGAGCUCCGACGUACCCGCUACGUUCACUCUCCGUGCUCACCACGAGUUUGAUUUUUUUUUAAACUCGGGAGAGCUCUUGGAAUAACUCGUACCGUGGGACAGGGCUUUGACUCAUCCUACAUUUCCUCGACCCAACAUAAUAUAGUCGAACGCAAGACCUGAUCUUCCGACCCAUGAGUACAUCAAUUAGUGCACUUUCCCACAGUCUUGGUGUACAGACGAUGUUUUAUUCCUUUAAAACUAUAGAAUAAGCCCA